Messenger RNA from Owenia fusiformis, 1172 nucleotides. Lineage: Eukaryota; Metazoa; Annelida; Polychaeta; Sabellida; Oweniidae. The record is from the annotation of a GenBank genome assembly.
GAGAAAAUAAAAGUUGCUAGACUUCUUCAUUAUUUAUUAUUGCCAACAAUCUUAUUUUCUAGUAUCAAUUCAUUAAGGCAUAGAGUAAAAACUUCUUAACCAGUGAGGAGGAGGAAUUAUCAAGUAUUAUAGCAGCACAUGACAAAGCGCAUGGAAAUGAUAAUGUGACUGAGACAUUGGACAUCAUAGUAUGAACAAGGUGAUAAAUAAUCGCCAAUAAGCCCACUAUUACUUCAGUAAGGAGUCAAUAGAAAAAGGAUACAGAUUCAGAUCUUCACAAGUUUAAUGAUGAUGUCAGGCAGGAAUAUCAUUCUGAUAUGGGUUAUAACUAUGACAACCGCUUUACCAUGGAAACUCACUGAUCGGGCUGAGAAAAUUGCAGUUACAGAAAAUUACUGCAAAGAUGACGUCCCAUUGAGUAAUCUAUGUGACUGGUGUCAACAAGACGCUCAUGUUUGCUGCGAAGACAAAGCGCUGAUACGACACUGCUUUGGAGUGUUCAUGAAAAAUCUCCACAACACCGCUGAUGAGCCUAAUGACAAGAAGAAGCAGUCACAUUUGAAGUUUCCUUUGGAUGAGUACGACUACAUUAACCGUCCAGAUAUCCCAGAUUACUAUUACAGUAGCUAUGACAACAAUGUCAAGGGAGAUGAUAUUGAAAAUCGAAAAAGAGUACAUUACAGUGCACUCAACAGGUGGGGUAGUAUUCGCCCAGGACCACUGCGCCAGUUGCGCCCAAAAGAUGAAAUUGAAACCAAGAAAAGAUGGGGUGUCAUGGACAUGAUGGGAAUGAAAGUAAGAUUUCCAUCUGUAUACCAAUAUCAACGAGGCAGAUUCAACGCAAAUGGCAAGAUUACGCUUCCGACUAAAAAAUGGGGAAUGCUGAAACUGAAUUCAUAUCGACUGGUUGAGUGAAAGUUGGUAGAAAAUGAUUUUUCAUUUUGAAUUUAUGGAAAACUAGUUUUAACACAAGUUUCAACAACUGUAACUAGCUAAUACAACUUGACAAAAUGUCACCAAUCAGUUACAUUUACAAAAAGUGUAACAAUUGUCACCGACAGUGAAUGCCAAUGAAUGGGAUAUUGAUAAAGUGGGACUAAAAAGUGUUUACGAUUUAGUGUCAACAUCCACACACAUUAGUACCAAACACGUGUUUAAUUUUAAUCGCAUCU